Leopardus geoffroyi (Geoffroy's cat) is the source of this 1558-nucleotide messenger RNA. It is a transcript of the gene LAIR1, whose product is annotated as leukocyte associated immunoglobulin like receptor 1. Lineage: Eukaryota; Metazoa; Chordata; Mammalia; Carnivora; Felidae. The coding region runs from base 130 to 1044 and encodes 304 amino acids. The record is from RefSeq and is a predicted model, not a curated record. The transcript has 10 exons.
UUGUGGGAGACUGCUGAUGUAGAAACCCCAAGACGUGCCCCAGCUGACACAUCCUGUCCCCUUGUCGGCGUCAGACUCCGUCCUUCAACCCACAGGCCCCAGGACAGUGCAGGCCACAGGGGUCCGGACAUGUGUCCCCGUUCCACCACCUUCCUGGCCCUCGAGCAAGAAGAAGGAUGGUAUCGGCCCCCCCCCCCGAGGAAAACAGGGGCGGGCAUCUCUCUCACCAAAGCCUGUCUUCCAGCGCUCUGCCUGGGCUGGGUACACCUCACUCAGGAAGGGACCCUGCGCAGGCCCUCCAUCUGUGCUGAACCGGCCCCUGUGGUCGCCCUGGGGCAGAAUGUGACCAUCGUGUGCCGGAGCCCUGGCGGGUUUGAGACGUUCCGCCUGGAGAAGGAGGGGAAGGCCUUGAAACCAGAUGUGAUGAAGGCACCGCCGGGCGAGACGGAGGCCAGAUUCGACAUCAUCGCGAAUGAAGGGAUUGAGGGGAAGUACUACUGCGUCUAUCGUAAAGACGGCACCUGGUCUGACCGCAGCGCGGAGCUGGUGCUGGUGGUGACAGAGACCCCUGGAAACGUCAGCUCCCCGCCACCACAGACCUACAGCUCACCUGGGGACACACAGAUGCGUGGGGAUGACAGUAACAGCCCAGACCUGUCGACGGAGCAUGUGUAUAUUUUCGUCGGGGUCUCUGUGGCCUUGUUCCUUUGUCUCCUCCUCCUGCUUCUCGCCUUCCUCCAUUGUCAGCGUCGGAAGAAAAAAAGGCUCCCCGGCAGCCAAGGUGAGGAGCAGAGGCCCCAGGAAAGGGUCAGCUCAGCUGUUGACCUUCUCCAGAGGACACCAGAUGUGGCAACAGUCGGCAGACUUCCUGAGGAGGACAGGGAAGCGCCCAGCUCGGCCCCUCCUGCAGGAAGCCCCCAGGACGUGACGUACGCUCAGUUAGACCACCAGAUCCUUGCACAGAGGACAGCCCGAGGCACGUUCCCACGGUCCACGGAGCCCACGGCUGAGUCCAGCACAUAUGCAUCACUGGCCAGACCCUGACUCCGGACCCACCUGGCCUCUGCUCCUAGAGACACGGGAAGUCACUCCUGCAGAAGCAUGAGGCGGCCAUUUGGAGGGCUUCCCUACAGAAUCAUCCCUUUCUGGAAAGCCAUGCCGUCAGCUCUCCCGGAGGCCAGGGGUGCACUCAGGAGACUCCUAAUCAGCGUCUAGGGGGUUCAUUAACCACGUGGUCCCUCCGAAAACCAACUAGACGCUUGCAGAGAAGGCGGAGCACUUCAUUUGCAAACACCCAGAGCUACAGACCCCUGGCAGUUUCCAGAGACUCAGCUAUGGUCCCACGGUCACCCACAGGUGAUUCCAGAUGUGUCCUGUGUGUCCCCACCUGCCCCCAGAGGCUCCGAUUUACUCGUCUUCCAGAGUUCAGUAGUUGAUCUUGAACCCGGGCUAUACUUGGGCAGCUGAUCGCUGAGACCCUGUUUUCUGGAUCAUGCUUCAUUUUGUUCGCCAAUAAAUGUUUCCACGGGCCCAGCCUGCAGCAGCCCCGCGUGAGGAA